UAAUUUUUCCCCUGAGCGGCAGUCUCUAUCUGUGCUUCACGGGUGAUCCUGUCAGAGCGUGCAGACUAAGAUUAUUACUCUUCAUCAUGGUUGAGCAGUUUGUCGGAACCUGGACUCUCACCUCCAGCGAGAACUUCGAUGAAUACAUGAAAGCAAUCGGUGUGGGCUUCGCCACCCGCCAGAUGGGCAACAUGGCGAAGCCUAACCUGGUGAUCAGCGUGGACGAUGCUGGCUUUGUUUCCAUGAAGUCUGAGACGACUUUUAAGACCACAGAGAUCAAGUUCAAGCUGAGCGAAGAAUUCGAGGAGACUACUGCAGACGGCCGAAAGACCAAGACCGUCAUCACUUUUGACAAUGGCAAACUGGUGCAGCAACAGACCUGGGAUGGAAAGACAACCACGCUAGAGCGAGAGAUUCAGGAUGGAAAACUAACAGCUAAAUGUGUCAUGGAUGAUGUGGUUGCAGUGAGGACCUAUGAAAAGGCUUAAAGAUCUCUCAUUUAGACUACAUACAAGACCCCAAAUGCACUGAGCUUUUGCCAAACAUGCCAAUAAAAUCUGAACUGUGA
This is a messenger RNA of Centropristis striata (black sea bass), 568 nucleotides long. RefSeq names its product fatty acid binding protein 4b (gene fabp4b). Lineage: Eukaryota; Metazoa; Chordata; Actinopteri; Perciformes; Serranidae. The coding region runs from base 87 to 488 and encodes 133 amino acids. Gene Ontology annotation, biological process: fatty acid transport. Gene Ontology annotation, cellular component: nucleus; cytosol. The record is from RefSeq and is a predicted model, not a curated record. Gene Ontology annotation, molecular function: fatty acid binding. The transcript is spliced from 4 exons.